This is a messenger RNA of Agrilus planipennis (emerald ash borer), 1283 nucleotides long. RefSeq names its product beta-1,3-glucan-binding protein-like. Gene Ontology annotation, biological process: carbohydrate metabolic process. Lineage: Eukaryota; Metazoa; Arthropoda; Insecta; Coleoptera; Buprestidae. The coding region runs from base 65 to 1189 and encodes 374 amino acids. The record is from RefSeq and is a predicted model, not a curated record. Gene Ontology annotation, molecular function: hydrolase activity, hydrolyzing O-glycosyl compounds. The transcript is spliced from 6 exons.
GGGGAAUUAUAAAAGGCCUACGAAUUAUAAGUGAGUUUCAUUCAACGACCAAGUUGAACGCCAUAUGAGCUACAGCAACAUGCUUAGGUUUGUGUAUUUUCUUCUCGCAAUUGCGAGUACCGCUUAUUCUCAAUGCAAUCCAUCCAUUACAACUGUUGGGGGAUCAAAAGCCCCAUCGCGGGUUUGUUCUGGUCAACUUGUGUUCCAAGAUGAGUUCAACUUUUUUGACUUCUCUACUUGGGAACAUGAAAUCACUUUAGCAGGAGGUGGUAAUUUCGAAUUCCAAUAUUACAACAACAACAGGUCAAACUCGUACGUGAGUAACGGAUUGUUAAACAUUGUACCAACACUGUUAGCAGAUGAUAUUGGAGAAAGUGCUCUAACUUCUGCACAACUUAAUCUCUGGGGAGGAAGUCCAGUAGAAACUUGCACCAAUAAUGCUUUCUUUGGAUGUGAACGUACCGGAAGCGCCACCAAUACUUUAAAUCCAGUCAAAAGUGCACGUAUUCGUACUUUCGAUUCCUUUCACUUCAGAUACGGAAGAGUAGAAGUAAGGGCUAAAAUGCCUAGAGGCGACUGGUUUUGGUCUGCCAUUUGGAUGAUGCCUCGAUAUAAUGUUUACGGAUUAUGGCCAGCUUCUGGUGAAAUAGAUAUUAGUGAAGUUCGUGGUAAUGCAGACCUUAGAAGAAACAAUGUCCAUAUAGGAGAUCAACAAACUAGCGGAACUCUCCACUGGGGACCGGCUUGGGCCGCUAACCAAUUUAUUAGAACCACUUUUCCCAAAAACAACGCUUCGUCUUAUAGUUCCGAUUUCCACCUUUAUGGAGUCACGUGGACCAAUGAAAGUAUAUCAUUUACUGUCGAUGGUGAAGUUAUAGGUACCGUAUCCCCUGCUACAAACUUUUGGGACCUGGGUCAGUUAGAAGGACGAUAUUGGAGCAACCCAUGGGGAACCCAAUCUAAAAUGGCACCUUUUGAUCAGCAUUUCUAUCUCAUUUUAAAUUUAGCUGUGGGUGGCACGGUGUUCUUCCCUGAUGAUGCUGUCAAUGGUAACGGUGACAAGCCGUGGAGGGAUACCUCCAGCCAGGCAUUUACUGACUUUUGGAAUGGCAGAAAUUCCUGGCUUCCCACUUGGAGAAAUAAUGAUAGUACAUUCUUAGUAGACUACGUAAGGGUGUAUGCAAUUUAAAGUUUUACAUUUGUAUCAAGUAUUAAAAAAAUUAAUACAUUGGCAAUUGACAUGAGGCACUUAUAAAUAGAAUAAAUAAAUUCAUUACUUUUUA